AACAUCUUUCUCACCGUCGCGCGCGGCGACAGCGCCCUCCCUCAUGCCUCUGCUCUCCCGCACCUCGCUCAUCACCGCCAACGGCAGCACAGAUGCCCUCGACGUCGAGCUCCCCAUGGCCGCCAUCCCCGCCAAGAAUGCGGACAAGCACCCGCACACCGCUGUGACCGCCCCCGUGAGCUCGACGACGCUCCACGCCACCCUGAGCCUGCCGCCCCCGGUCGUCCAGGGCUCUGUGUCCUCAGGCCGACGGGGCAAGAAAAAGUCGGCCCGGGUCGACGGCGGGCUGCGGGUGCACUGGGCACAGUUCAAACGCCGGAUAGGGACCGGCACGGCGCCCUCGACGUCCUCUGCGCUCGAGCCCGACGACAGCGGGGACAGCUCCAGCAAUGCGCAGAUGCGCCAGGACGCACAGCACGAGGUCGAGGACGACGGCGUCGACGAGGUCGUCGUCGACCGCGAAUGGUCCGACGAGAUCAAGAGCUCCUCGAUCACCCACUCUGAGCAUGGGGGGACUCCUGAGAAGUCAUGCAACCAGCUCGGGACGAGCACCGACAGGGAGAGUCUUGCGUUUCAUGUGGACGGUAUGUGGGCGUCGUGCGGCCUGCUCAUAUUCCUGCGCUGGCGGGUAUGGCCGACCGUCCACCAGUUCUUCGCACACCAUUUCGUAGACGAGAAAUCGGAGAUGCACUACAGGAAGGAGAACUGGUUCCUCGGAAAGAAUCUGGCACUGUGGUCCACCGCAUUCUUGAUUGUGAACUGGGUUCUGGCAUUAGGGUUCAUUCAGCGACCCGUCGUUCUCCCAGACAAGAUCUUCUACUAUGCGGUGUCCCCUGCCAUCACAUUUCCGGUGGUCAUAUUCGUGAUGUGGGACUUCCCCCGGGAUCGCCAGCUACUUUAUCAAUGCUGGCUGGUGGUCGCCUGUUGGAUGUGGUCGCUAUACCAGAUUAUCUUCAUCUACACGUCUGCGAUGCAAACGAUUGGCUUGUUCGGUCUGCGGCUGCAUAGACUCCCGGCGCUUCUCGCGGCGGCCGUCUUCUUUACACUGCGUCGCUCACCAUUCGUGUCUGCAGCUCCUGCGGUCUUAUCUUGCCGAUGCGUGCGCCAUUUGUCCGAAGUAUGGCUGGUCUGCGGUGAUCUCAUCAACUUCCUGUUGUUCCAGGCGUUUAUUCUGUACAUCCACUACAUGCGCGAAAACGCUGAGCGACGACUAUACACACUUCGAGAUCAGCUAAAAAUCCAGUUCCGAGCGACGCAAAAGGCGCAGGUGAACGAGCGAAAGGCGGCGGACUCAAAGCGGCGGCUCACGUCGUACGUCCGAGUGCCGCUGAAUACAGCAUUGCUCGCGGUGCAGAACAUGGAGGCGCACGGCUCCGUGCCCAAGGCGCAGGAAAUUGAGUUCAAGGCGCUCGAGGGAAGUCUAAGCAUGAUGUCCAAAGGUGCUGAGGCUGCCACCAGCAACCGGAUGGACAGCGGACGCUUCGAGUCUGUACAUAAGCCCUAUGCGUUCCACCAAGUCAUGCAAUCGAUGUUUGUCCCGCUGCAGAUGGCCACGAACGCACGCGGGUUGGAGUUUGCACAAGAUUUAGACAAGCGUAUCGACGAGGUCACCCGGCGGGCUUUGUAUGAAGCGCUCGGCGAGAGUCAGUCCGUCAUUGACAGGCGAAUGACGGAAGAGCCAGAUGGAGAUGGCAUCGUUGUUGGCGACGAGACGCGCCUCCGGCAGAUCAUUACCAAUCUCGCAAGCAACGCCUGCAAGUUCACCCCCGCCGGCGGGAAGCUCACGAUAUCCACAAAGCUGAUUAUCCCGCAAUUGCCUCCCGGCCCUGACGGCUCUGACACGAGCGAGACGGCUGGCGAAGACGGCAGAGAUUCAAGACCACAAUCAGUCGCGUCGCUGCAUGUGCCCCCGCCCCAGGGCGCCGAUCAGAAGCAGACUAACGAUGACGAGCUAUCACCGCCGUUCCCACACCGCCUCUCAGCCACGCAGCUCACACGGCACAAUACAAUGCACAACAAGCCGCCGCCAGUGGAGUGGAUUGUCGUUCGAAUUGAGGUGUCGGACACCGGAUAUGGUAUCAGGCCGAAGGACAUGGUUCAGAGCAAGCUAUUUUCUGCAUUCAACCAGACCGAACAGGGUCGACUACAAGGUGGAAAAGGCACAGGUCUCGGUCUAGCGCUUGUGCGACAGAUCGUCAAGCUCAGUGGCGGUCGCCUCGGUGUCAAGUCGAAGGUUGGAGAAGGAUCGACGUUCUGGGUGGAGCUUCCGCUGGGCGUCGGGAUCAAGGCCACACCGGCGUUGCUGAUGCCUCGAGAAGCCCGUGAAUUUAUCUUCGAUACUACUAGCAGCGUCACGAAGACCAUGAAGACGGGAUCGAGCAGUAAGAUUGAGCUACUAGGGGAUGAUCUUGAUACCAGAUUGCCAUUACAAUCUGACCCGCCUCGUCAGGCGUCAGCGCUGCAUAGUAUCAUGGAGCAAGGCGGUCUUGUGGAGAUUUCGACUAGGCGAGGAGAGCGGUCGCCAGUCCUGACACGGACACUAGGAGACGUUUCAACCGGGACGCAACCUCUCGCGGAAGAUAUCACGCCACCAUGUGCCACAGAACCUCUUCCGCCCGUCUCCAGCGAAAGCUCGUCAUCUACGAUCAGGCCACGAUUAACGCAGCUGCCGAAGCCAAGAACAUUCUUGAUCGAGCCGCCAUUAUCCCCGGCAGGCUCCGCCACCACCGCCUCCACGCGUAACGGCAGCACAACAAGCGGAUCCACGCAGGACGGGCCGCUGCGGGUCCUCGUUGUUGAUGACGACCUACUUACGCGCAGGCUCAUGUCCCGCAUGUUGACGCGGAUAGGCUGCAAAGUGGCAACUGCGGAGAACGGGGAGAUAGCGCUCGAGAUGAUACUCGGGUCACAUGCCACGCCGUCAUCUGAAGACACCGGAAGCGCCGGCUUGUCGACAGAGGGCACAACGGCGUCGUCGGCGGUGGCGGAUUCGAGCGAGGAGUACCGCUAUGCGGUGAUAUUCCUUGACAACCAGAUGCCCAUACUAUCGGGGCUGGACGUGGUCACGAAGCUGCGGGAAAUGGGCCGAAGCGAUUUCGUCGUUGGUGUUACCGGGAACGCACUUCUGACAGACCAGCGGGAGUAUCUAGAAGCUGGGGCGGAUCAUGUUUUGACGAAACCUGUCCUCGAAAAAAGCCUGAAGAGCAUGCUUGUUAUUGCGGACGAGCGUCGCAAAGAGCGGAUACUCUCCACUGCAGAGCCGCCACAACUAGCAGCAGCACCGUCACCGUCACCGUCACCGUCACCGCCAUCAUCGCCAUCAUAGCAUAUUGUCUAGGGUUUGAGUUCCCGUCUAUUUCUUUUGCUUUCUGAUGUCCAUAUACGCUUUU
Messenger RNA from Postia placenta MAD-698-R-SB12, 3389 nucleotides. RefSeq lists its product as hypothetical. The record is from RefSeq and is a predicted model, not a curated record. Gene Ontology annotation, molecular function: histidine phosphotransfer kinase activity; phosphorelay sensor kinase activity. The transcript has 20 exons. The coding region runs from base 44 to 3325 and encodes 1093 amino acids. NCBI's taxonomy places the organism in Eukaryota, Fungi, Basidiomycota, Agaricomycetes, Polyporales, Adustoporiaceae. Gene Ontology annotation, biological process: protein autophosphorylation; phosphorelay signal transduction system.